ACCAUAAUAUUUGAUUUUUGCACUUGUGUUGUAAAUUUUUUGCACUGUGAAGAUUUUCCGUUGAAAAUGGCUGUCCUUGCCAAUUUUUCCAUUUUCAUUUUAAUUCUAAUUCUCCCAUGUGUUUUUGCAUCCAAUUAUUACACGUCCAGUUAUGAGUUGCAAAUUCUGUUUGAAAAAGAAAUCACCUUUACAAAUAAAUUGAAGGACCUUAUGAAAGAGUACCCUGCACUGAAGAAAGAUCUUCCGAGGGCUCGCACAAUUUUGGCGGAUGUUCUAGUCACGAGAGAAUCAAUAUCGGAUGACAUCAUUAACAAUCCUUUGAACCAGUUCCUCCUCAUGUGGAAAUUUUUCCAUGACUGGGCCUACAUAGCGAACGACUUGAUCAAAGUAGGCAUGAAAUCUCCUUACGACGAAAACUUCGACCUUGUAGCUUUGUCUGGCGAAAUUAAAUCUGCACAAGUCUCAGAGAAAGACCUUAGAAACGCAGAAUUAGCUAUUUUGAGAGUUCAGGAAUUCUACCAUUUAGACGCUAUUGAUGUCAUUCGGGGGAAAAUUAGUAACUAUACGGCCAUCAGAGCACUGGUUGAGAAACAAGCGAAUGAUAUUGUACUGAAAGCGGUAGAACAGGGCGACACCUGUGGGGCUUAUAACUGGAGUAAGGCAAUGAUUCAACUUAAAAUGAAUGUGAUCGAAGACGGCCGGCUUUUGACAAGAAACCCACCGUCGCAGAAGAAGUGCGCCGCCACAAUUUGCUCAACUGGCGCUGGCGAAAGCUACUGUAUUUUGAAAGACGACUCAACUGCACGUUACCAAAAAGCGUGCAAUACCAAAUCGUACAAUUAUCCAAAAGGAAGGAAGAAGAGAGCUGCUUGCUCCCUGAACGCCAUUCACCCGUCUCAGAUACUUCAACCGAUCAAAACUGAGCAGAUAUCAGUGAAUCCUCCCAUCUAUCAGUUUCACGAAGUGUAUACAUCUCAAGAAUGUGAUCACAUUUGGGCAACUGGAGCCGCAAUUCAGAAAAGAAGUACCGUCGCUUCUGACCCGCGUGAAAAAAUCACAGUGAGCGAGAGAAGGGUGGGAACUAACAGCUGGCUUGGCGACGACUCAUCAGUCGUGGAUAUGUUCAGUAGAAGAGUGGGCUAUGCUACUGGAAUGCAGAUGAGUCCAGAGGAUGUUGAAAAGUGGCAGGCUGCAUCCUAUGGAAUCGGAGGCCACUACAACUUACAUCACGACUACCUGCCCGAAUACGCAGACCAAUUGGCGCACUUGGGACAGAGGUAUGCGACCUUCAUGGUCUACCUGUCAGAUUUGCCACUGGGAGGAGCCACAGCAUUUCCUCAUUUGGACCUCAGUUUCUUCCCUUCAAAAGGUAGUGCUUUGUUUUGGUUCGACAUUAGCCUUGCUGGUGAACCUCUUACCUUAACACUUCACGGGGGUUGCCCUGUCCUGCUGGGCGCGAAGCAUAUAGGCAACAAGUGGAUCCGAUACAAUCCACAGUUCUUGACUUAUCCAUGUGGGAGGAGUCCAAACUCUAUUGCCAAACUGCCAAAGUCAUUGUGCAGAUACUGAUUUAUAUGGGCAACAAAAAAUUAUCGCAAUCGUAUAUAGGGUGCAAAGCGACAAUUCGUUGAACUUAUUUGAAGCGACAAAUCGUCAUAUACCAAUUUAUAGUAUUAAAUUUGAAAACUAUACUUAUAGAAACUGCCUAUGAGAUGAUAGCUUCGAUAAGGAUCUUUAGAAAAUGUAUUUUUCAGACUUAUGUUAAUUUGCAUGUCAGUAAAUGGUUCCAUUUUCAAAAUGUGAGGAAUUAUUGGCACCAUGAUGUCAAAAGUAAUAUUCAGUGGUUUCAUCUGCGCUGUAAAUUGAAUAUGAUGUUUCAGCAUUAUAGCAGAAAUAUUAUGUAUCACUGGAAUACCAAUCAUUUUUUAUUCCAAAGUUAUGGGACUAUAAUUAUGUGAUAUCAUUUGUAAUAUCUUCCUUAUGGCAUUUUAUAGCUCGACUUUA
This is a messenger RNA of Symsagittifera roscoffensis, 2004 nucleotides long. RefSeq names its product prolyl 4-hydroxylase subunit alpha-2-like. The coding region runs from base 67 to 1569 and encodes 500 amino acids. Gene Ontology annotation, biological process: peptidyl-proline hydroxylation to 4-hydroxy-L-proline. Gene Ontology annotation, molecular function: iron ion binding; procollagen-proline 4-dioxygenase activity; L-ascorbic acid binding. Lineage: Eukaryota; Metazoa; Xenacoelomorpha; Acoela; Convolutidae. The transcript is spliced from 7 exons. The record is from RefSeq and is a predicted model, not a curated record. Gene Ontology annotation, cellular component: endoplasmic reticulum.